GCCUCCUUAAGCCACACGGACGGUCACCGCGGCUCCGGAACAUCAGCGGAGCCAUCUGCAGGCCUCCAUCUUGAGAUGGCAGGAGCGUGACAGAGAGGGGACUGAAGGGGAGGAGGACCUACUGCUUGAUCAGCUUAUGGUGGGGUUGAAAACGGGCUUCAUAAAACAAGAACUGAGCCGACAGAUGCGACGACAUGACGGUAUGACUUUCAAAGCUGUGUGUAAAGAAGCCCAGGCCCUAACAAAAGAACUACAGGAGGGCGAGGAGGCUGCUUUGUCCAAUAGAGUCACCUAUAUUCCUCAGAACAAGGAUGCCGUUGAUCCAGAACAUCUCAAGAACCAGAUAAAGGCCGGACUGAAAGAGGAACUGUUGGGGGAGAUAAAAACAGGAAUAAAAGAACAACUGAAAGAGCUCUCAGCCGACCUUAUAGCAGAGAUAAGAAACCAGUUAUCCGACCAUUAGCAGCCCACUUUGACCUCUUCAUCUAACCGGGCAAGACUGGGAAGCCACACCCCCACCAUUUCUUACCAGUGGAAUUCAGAGGGGAGACCCAUAUGCCGGGGUUGUGGAGUGGUCGGGCAUGUGCAGCGUCGCUGCACCCGCAGAUCAUCACAGUCUCAGGGUUUUUAACUCCCCCUACAGCUGAGGGCCAAGCAGUAGGGGCGGUGACUCUGGAACAGGAGCCCAGAUCACAGGCUGCCUCAAUGCCAGAGGCUUCUGUGCAGCUAGAGCAUAGAUCCGCCCUGAUUGGGGAAUGCCCUAACGUUCUGCUUAAAAUAAAUCACCAGCCUAUUCCCUUCAUCCUGGAUACAGGGUCCCAGGUCACAAUGCUUAGUCAGAGCUUAUUUGAUAAACACCUGAAGGGUACGGGAGUGACUAGUGCAGAUACUCUGCCUUGGCUGACCCUACGAGCCGCUAACGGACUGAAAAUUCCCUACAGAGGCUACACUAUUGUGGACUGUGUUGUAGGGAGUAUUGAGGUAACGGGAAAAGGUAUUAUAGUUGUGGAUGAUGAAUGCCUCGGCUCAGAGAAAGGCAUCCUAGGUAUGAACAUUAUUAAACCUGUUUGGUCCACUCUCACACAGGGGAGCCACCCAGGACUACAGGCAUUCAAAACCACCUUGACUUCGGUGGAAGGGGAGGCUUGGUCCAAAGCGUUUGCAGAAUGCCACCGAGUCAUCACAGAAGCUCCGACACCAUUGUAUAAAGGAGUUGCAAAGUUGCCUCAACAGUCAUCUGUCAUCAUUCCACCACAAGCUGAGAUGGUCCUGUGGAUGCAGGUAACCAACAGCCCAGUCACUUUGCCCUGUACUGUGGUUGUGGAGCCUUUUCCAGACAGUGACACAGAAUGGCGUAUUGGACGAACUUUGGCUUCAGUGGUUGGUGGACGCAUCCCUUGUAAAGUUUGCAAUCCUAACCCAUACCCUGUUGAAAUACCACAGCGCCAGCCUCUGGCCCAAGUGACUGAGGUGGAAACUUCUGAAAUACCUGGUGAACAAGAACUAGUGCUUAACGCUGUGGGCCCGGAUGUGGUGGAGGUGGCAGUGAGAUGUGUGGGUGUUGUGGAUAAUGAAGGAGAUGACGUACAUCCUGUCUUUGCCUUACAGGGAGAUGGUCUCACUCCGGACCAGCAGAAGGAAAUGACUAGUCUCCUGCAUAAAUGGAGGAGAGUUUUCUCUCGACAUGAUGAGGACUUUGGCAGAACGGGAGCUGUGAAACAUCAGAUACCCACCGGCUCUGCACCCCCCAGUCGUGAGCGGUAUCGCCCCGUACCCCCCAGCUUAUACCAAGAGCUACAGGCACUCCUAAAGAACAUGUUGGGGAGUGGAGUGGUGAGGGAAAGCUCUAGUCCGUGGGCGGCACCAAUCGUGCUGGUGAAGAAGAAAGAUGGAAGCUGGAGAUUUUGUGUUGACUACAGGAGAUUGAAUGCACUCACCCAUAAGGACGCCUAUCCUCUACCUCGCAUUGAGGAGUCCCUGACAGGACUGAAGGCAGCUAAAUGGUACUCCACGUUGGAUUUGGCCAGCGGAUACUGGCAAGUGGAGAUGGACCCUGCCGACAGGGAGAAGACAGCGUUUACCACGCCGUUUGGCCUAUAUGAAUUUGAGCGGAUGCCGUUUGGCUUGUGCAAUGCUCCAGCAACCUUCCAGUGGCUAAUGCAACGAUGCUUGGGUAAUUUGGUCAAUGACUCCCUCUUGAUUUACUUGGAUGAUGUUGUCGUUUUCUCCCCAGAUUUCAGUACCCAUGUCAAACACCUGGAGGAGGUGUUUGAGAAAUUGGAUCAACAUGGCUUAAAGCUCCAGCCCAGGAAAUGCAACUUGUUCCAGCGCAAGGUGACCUACCUGGGACACGUCAUUAGUGAAGGGGGAGUAGCCACUGACCCCACUAAGACGAUGGCAGUAAGAGAAUGGCCAAUGCCCCAGACUGUGAGGCAAGUGAGAUCUUUCCUGUGUCUUGCUGGCUAUUAUAGAAGGUUUAUACCUCACUUUUCCAAAAUUGCAACACCUCUAAACAUGCUGACCCAUGGUACCUCGGUGAAGAAAUCCACUCCAGUAACUUGGACUGAGCUGUGCCAGCAAGCUUUUGACGAACUAAAGCGGGCCCUGUUGAAUGCUCCUGUUUUGGCUUAGGCUGAUUUCUCCCAGCCUUUCAGGUUGUAUACAGAUGCAAGUUUUGAGGGCUUGGGCGCAGUACUGGCUCAGAUUCAAGAUGGGAAGGAGAGAGUCAUUGCAUAUGCCAGCAGAAGCCUUCAUCCCACAGAGCGCAAUGACCAGAAUUAUAGCUCAUUCAAGCUCGAGCUGCUGACUUUUAAGUGGGCAGUAACCGAGAAAUUUAAGGAUUACUUGUAUGGCUCUGAAUUUACCAUCUUUACAGAUAACAACCCACUUGUGCACUUGGAAACGGCCCGGUUGGGAGCAGCAGAGCAACGUCGGGUGGCCCAGCUUGCAAACUUCAGGUACACUAUUAAAUACCGUCCUGGUAUACAAAAUAAAAAUGCGGAUGCACUUUCUAGGCUCCCGGAGCAGAAGCCAGAUUCAUAUGCAUGGGUGGUGCGAGCAGAUGAAGAGUCCUGGCAGGAGCGACAGGUCAUGGACCAGGAUCUGUCACAGCUCCGUGACCAGAAGGAACAGAGACUCCCCAGGCCUAAUGUGCGUGACGAUACCUCCCUGUAUUUGAAAGGAUUAAUAAAAGAAUGGGACAAGAUCUUUCUAAAGGAAGGUGUCCUGGGGAGAGAUUGGAAGGAGCCAGGUUCAGGACUUACCAUCUUCCAAGUACUCGUCCCCAAAAAGGAGACGAGGGAUGUAUGGAGGACUUAUCAUGAAGAAAUGGGCCACCCGAGCAAUGAAAGGACCUACAUGGCCAUCCGACAACGCUGUUACUGGCCAGGGAUGUUAUGGGAUAUUGGGAUCUGGACAGAUUCCUGUACCCAGUGUAUCAUUAAUAAAGCUGGACCAUCUGGGAGGGCGCCACUCCACCCUAUCUGCACAUCAUACCCAUUCGAGGUCGUUGGUGUGGAUUACCUCUCCCUGGGACGUCCAAGUGACAGGUACCAAUAUAUCCUGGUAAUCACAGACCUGUUCUCAAAGUACGCUAUUGCAGUGCCCACCAAGGACCAGUCCGCGGAUGUUACGGUGCGGGCCUUAUAUAACCACCUGAUCCAUACCUUUGGUUGCCCGGAGCGCAUCUUAACAGACCGUGGUGCCGCCUUUGAGUCUUCACUAAUGAGCCAACUGUGUCAGCUCUAUGGGUGUCAAAAGAGCCGUACCACAGCGUACCACCCACAAGGUAAUGGAGCUUGUGAGAGGUUCAACCAGACGCUGAUAAGACUGCUAGGCUCCUAUGCUGAGAUGCAGUAACCAGAGUGGCACAGCAAAUUGUCUGCUUUGGUUCAAGCAUACAAUAAUACAGUCCACAGCACUACUGGGAUGACUCCACAUUUUGUUGUGUUUGGAAGGCACGCUAGAUUACCAGUAGAUUGGACAACUGGCUUCCAUCCUACUGUUGAGAGGAACACUUUGGAAGGUUGGGUGAAGCAGCAUCAUCGUGCCCUUAGUCAGGCAUAUCAGGCUACCAAACAACAGUCUGAACAAAGAAGAGAACAGGACCAGACUCGCUACAACCGAAAAGCAAAAUUGCAGCCCUUGCUCCCAGGAGAGCGUGUCUUGAUCCGUAACUUCCGCUGGAGGGCCAGGGGGAAGCUAGCGCCAAGGUGGACCCCAGAGCCAUUUGUUGUGGUGAACCAACUAAGAGAAGAUCACCCAGUAUACCUUGUUCGCCCAGAGGGUAAUGGGCCAGGAGGAGGUAAGGAGGCACCCACACGCACAAUUCACCGUAAAAAUCUGCGUUUGUGCCCUGUUGACAUGGUGCAGGAAAAUCAGAGGCGUCAGGAGUCGGAGAGGCCAGUGAUGCAGCCGGACAAUCUGCCACCUCCUACCUUGUGGCUUCCCAGGCUGGUGCUUAGUCAAAGAGCACCUGAAGACAAAGAUGGACACCAGGCUGAAAUGCCACAGCAGGCUAGACCACCUGACCCUCCAGAAAAUUCAGCAGUUUAUGAGGGGGCUCUAGUGCGCCGUUCCAAGUGCCCCAAUAUUGGUAUGCCUCCUGUAAGGUACCGUGAGUAAUUGGCCGAGACGACCAAUGUUAAAGUUGGGAGGGAAAAUGUCAGAGGGUUUACCUUUAUCCUAACUGUAAUGAAUGAUUUAUUUUCUUUUCUGUGUGCUGUGAUUUUGUUGCUGUGCUUGUAUAAUUUUAUUGUAAAUAUUGAGGACUAUACAGAAGGAAAAAAGGACUAAUUGGAAACUCCCUCCCUAAUGUCAUGCGAUUGGCUGUUUGGCGUCAUGCACUCUUUUAAAAGCCAGAGGGCAGGCAAGAGAAAACAGGAAAAACUCCCCGACGAGGAAGAAUUCGAGCCGGAGAAGAGGGAAGCGCACUGGGAGCCAGCUGGUCUGCGCAGAAACAAGUUUCACCACUGGGACCGGGAGAGGACGUGAUGCGGUCGGGACAAAUGCGCGGUGUGGGAGGAACUGUUUCAACGCCAUAACGCAGCUAAGUCAAGGAACGUGAACACGGUCGAACUUGGAGAGAGUGUGGCCAACACUGUUAUGGUGCUGGGAAUAAGGACCUCUGUUUACUCCUGCAGCGGCGUAGGAGCAAAGGCUUCAGCGAGAAGAUGCGCUGCAGCUCCCUGAACUGGUCAUUCCUCUCAUCAGAUCCCUUCAUUGGGCAGGAUGUUUGUUAUGAACUUGACCAGUCGGUCCACUUGUGUUUUUUUACUUUUUAUACUGAUUUUAUUAAUCUUUUAUUUUUAUUUUGAAUUGUGGAUUCAACUGUAUUUUUAACUAUUUUA
Molecule: messenger RNA, 5348 nt
Organism: Oryzias latipes (Japanese medaka)
Lineage: Eukaryota; Metazoa; Chordata; Actinopteri; Beloniformes; Adrianichthyidae
Source: RefSeq, a predicted model, not a curated record